AUGGCACAAACCAUUCCAAGACAAGAGGAAAAACCAAUCCGUGGUGGUGAAGCUACCUCAACAACCGGUUCCACUGGAUCAAGUACACCUUUAAAGAAAUCAUCACCAAUUGAAAACUUGUUACAAGUUGUAAAUGCCUCAUAUCCUAGAACUGCAUGGUUUGUUGGAAAUGUUGUUGUUGUUUUCAACACUAUUUUGUAUUUAUUAUCAUACAAAUCUGGUGGUUGGUUAAACUUGACAUGGUAUAAAUUUGUAUUUAUCGGCGCAUUGGACACUUUUGGUAUUGUUUUGUAUGAAAAUUUAUCGAAAUAUAAAACUACAACAGGUUCAUUAUCUUAUGGUUUGUUAUUACAAGAUGAUAAUGUUCAUUACUUGUAUGAUGGAUUAAUUUGGUUGAUUUUACCAAGAAGAACUUUAGCAACUGCACCUUUUUUAUUCUUUUCAAUAUUCCAUGUUUUAAGUUUCAGUGCUACUGAGAUUUUACCAGCUUUGAAUGUUUCAAGUGCUUUAAAUGCAAAAGUUUCAAAUUUUGCUAAAAUCCAUCAUGAACGUUCAAGAAGAUUAGCUGCCAAUUUUGAAUUGUUAUUAUUGAUUCAAUUGAUAUUCAGAGCAUUGUUUUGGAGAAAAGGUUCAUGGAUCUCAUUGAUUUUGUACUCUUUAUUCAUCAAGAUCAAAACUGAAAGAUCAGUCUUUACAAGAAGUACCUUGAAGAACUGGGAAGUUAGAAUUGAUGGAUUGGUUAGUGCUCAAAAUGUCCCACCAGUUGUCAAGGCACAAUGGGGCUCUUUUAAACGUGGAUUGAAGAGCAUUGGCUCGUUCAGUUUGGUCAGAGAAGCUGAGGAAAAGACCAAGUGAACUGAAUAUUCCAUACACCUCUCUUUUUUAUACUAUAUACAGAUCAUUAAUUAAUUGUG
Hansenula anomala is the source of this 914-nucleotide messenger RNA. RefSeq names its product nucleoporin POM33 (gene POM33). NCBI's taxonomy places the organism in Eukaryota, Fungi, Ascomycota, Saccharomycetes, Phaffomycetales, Wickerhamomycetaceae. Gene Ontology annotation, biological process: endoplasmic reticulum tubular network organization; membrane organization. The transcript has 2 exons. Gene Ontology annotation, cellular component: membrane; endoplasmic reticulum. The record is from RefSeq and is a predicted model, not a curated record. The coding region runs from base 1 to 855 and encodes 284 amino acids.